Molecule: messenger RNA, 1632 nt
Organism: Vombatus ursinus (common wombat)
Lineage: Eukaryota; Metazoa; Chordata; Mammalia; Diprotodontia; Vombatidae
Gene: RAD51AP1
Product: RAD51 associated protein 1
Exons: 9
Coding region: 82-1068 (328 amino acids)
Biological process (GO): interstrand cross-link repair; double-strand break repair via homologous recombination
Molecular function (GO): single-stranded DNA binding; double-stranded DNA binding
Source: RefSeq, a predicted model, not a curated record
UCUUCGGCGGGAACGGUAGCUCCAGCCAACCUGGCUCCAGCUUCUGGAGGCUCCCUGAGCGACCUCGGGUAGCCUGCGACCAUGCCGAGGCCCGUGCGGAAUAAGAAACCAGUCGAUUACUCGCAGUCUUUGGAUUCAGACUAUGAUGAUGAUGAUGAUUUUGCUCCUUGGACUGCAACUUCAAACAAAAAAUCAAAAAUACCAAAGGAAACAAAACGAGAAAAGCAGGAGAAACCAAAAUCCAAAAACAGCCAUAAAGAAGAAUCUCCACUCCAAGUGAAAACACCUAAUAAAAGGAUGGCCUUGGAUGACAAACUCUAUAAGAGAGAUUUAGAAGUUGCACUAGCAUUAUCCGUGAAGGAACCUUCUGUAGCAACUACUGAUAUGCAGAAAUCUCAAGAUGUUGAAAAAUGUGAUACUGCUGAAUCUGAAAAAAUGAAUAUUUCUCGUCACCUCUCUAAUUGCAGCGUAGAUGGUGUUUGCUUCAAUUUAAAUAAAAUUACUGAGGAAGAUGAUUCUCAUGCUGGUCAUAGGCCAAGAAAAGCUGCAUCCAAAGCUAUGAUACAACAGAGGAAGUUACUUAGAAAAAAUAGUGAAGAUGAUGAUAGUACUGACUCUGAACCAGACUUUACAAGUGAAAGUAAUUCUGAUUUCAGUGAAAGUGAGAGGGAAGAUGAUGAAGAUUUUACUACAAAGAAAAAUAAAGCCAAAGAAAAUAAAAAGAGAAGUGCUAAGGUCAAAGCCCCAGUGGAAAAGAAAGAGAAGAAAACUGCUAAGACUUCUCACAGUUUAGUAGCUCCAGUGGUCUCUCAUCCAGCACCUGUUGAAUCAAAACCAGCACCAAAAGAAGCUUGCCUGUCUUCAAAGCUUGUUAGGAAGCCAUUACAAGCACUCAGCCCUUUAGCUGAAUCUAAGAGGCCCAGAUGGGUCCCACCAGCCUCAUCAGGAAGCAGCAGCAGCAACCGACUUGGAGGAGUUUCUGUCAAGUCUCCCAGUCAUGGUCUCCGACUUGGCCUGUCAAGAUUUGCACGCGUUAAACCUCUCCAUCCAACUGCCAGCAGUACCUGAAAAUCUUUGAUAAAUGAAUUCUAGUUUUGAAAGAAUGUUCUUAUUUGAAAAGGGUAAUGAUAAUUGAAAUAUAGUUAUUUUCAAUUUGAUGCAGAAAAUCUUAAAUCUAAAAACUUAAAUAAGGAUGUUGCUAGUCUAUUCAUGAUUGCAAAGAGAACUUUGUAAAGAACUCUCUUCUAGUUUGUUUAUUCCUAAAGAACACAUAUUUAAUUUGGAAUAACAAGUCAGGUGAUGUUAGUUUUGGAAGUACUAAAUGUAUGAUAUAAUGUAGUAACAGAUGUAUACUUAGAGCCAAUUAUGGCUUAGUGUAAUUUAUGUCAAUGUAGUUUUGUAGAGUUUAUUGGGAAAGUGAAAAUUACGAUUACACUUCCCUAUCUUAAUGUAACACUUAUCUUGUAGAAGCUCAUUAAGCUAAAUAAUAUGUUUUAUUGUAAGGAUGUUUCAUUUUAAUAAGCAAAAUAUUUUUCUAAUAAAAAUGUGUAACUUUAAUAUUUUUAAGUAGUUGCUGAAUUGUGACUUAUGGCUCAAAUUACAGUUGUGUAUAAUGUAUAAAUAAAUUUUCAU